GGGAGAGGGGAAGAUGGAUGAGGGUAGAGGAUAGAGCGUGGGGAGGGGAGAGGGGAGAGAUGAGCGGAGAGUGAGGGGAGGAGAGUAGAGGUAAUCUGAUUAUAAGACUCGCAAGCCUUAGUUGGGCCAAUGUCCCGAUUCAUCUGAUCUGCUGGCUCGGUACAGUAUCGAGUCAGCCAACUGCACUGGCUCCCCAAUCAAAAGCCUUGGCAAUCUACCUUGAUUCUCACCAAGGACACACCCUUCUCUUUACUGCCCAGUCACUAGGUCAACCCUGCCUACUCUCCCCCAGACCAAAAAAUCAUGCCUCCGUAUAACUUCCCCUCAGUGCGAGCUUCAUGUGAUCGCUGCCAAAUCCACAAGCUCAAAUGCAUCGUCAAUGCAGAAGACAAAUCCGUCCAGCAAAAGUGCACCCGCUGUAUCAGACCCAAGGUUGAAUGCGUGUAUAGCAAACGAGCCCGCCCAAAGCGCCAGAACAACCUCGAGUCAGAGGGCAGCUCUGGCGAGGGAGAAAUGGGUCUUCUGACUCCACCAAAUGGUUCUGGCGAAGAAGCGAACUUUGACAAUUUCGACUCGUCUUAUACAGACAGGCUCGCCAGAUAUCUGGGCCAUGCUGAACACCGCGGACUUUGGAGUCCGACUGGACGAGUCAACAAUGACAUUUGGCAACUUCGCACAGACAUCGUCAGGCGUAGCAUCUGCGAGCGCGAGUGGGCUGCAUGUGUGCUCCAUGCUCGAUGUAGUACCGAACCAGAUUCUUGGUAACGGACUUGUCACUGAGCCCACUACACCCAAAUUCGAGCAAAAUAGCGCGUUGAAUUCAUCUACGAGAAUAGCGCCCCCCUUCAUGCACGAUUAUACGCAGUCCCGGACCAACGGGAGCAUCGACAUUGAUGGGGCUUUGCCAAUCACUCGACUGUCAAAUCUCAUGGUCGAUAUUUACCGGACGUUGGCUAUUCUUACAGGCAGCUCGCAUGCGACUAAGCAUCACAGCUUCAACUUUUGCGAAUAUCCUAUUGGCACCAUCUUGCAUCUUGCUCGGACUCCGGUAGAGAUCAUCCCCCAAGGCACAAGCUUAUUUCACACAGCCUCAGCAUUUACCCAAGACAUGACUGGAGUAUCAAGGCGUGAUUCGAUAUCCUCAGUUUCUCCCUUCAACAGCUACAGCUGCUAUGCAGACCUUCAAUCCAUCACACCCCCGUCUUCCACAGCAUCCCACAGCCUCAAGGAUCCCGUGGAUGCACCCACAAAAAUGCUGGCAGUGAGUUGUUACUCCUCCCUGCGCCACCUGUACUAUCUGGUGUUGACUCAUCUUGAUACCUACCUGAGAAUGACACUCCCUGCCUUUACCGGCGAACUUCUGUCGCACAAUGCAGCUGGGCUAAAGACGCUGCAGCUCAGUGGGCUGCCUCUUACGGACGAGGUGAGCAACAGGCUUGGCACAGCUGUCAAGCUGAUGCUGGUUGCUCUCCGCUCCACGGAGGAUAUGCUCGGCCUUUCUGAUUAUGCGAGCACUACGCGAAGAUGCCAGAAAGCGGAUCCAUGCGGGUGCCCGUUCUCAGCAGGGCCAACGAAGAGGGGUCAAGAUAUAACGCCAUUGGCAUAUGAAGAGCUCUUGGAGGUAUUUAAGGACCACGCCAUAAUGGGGUAUAAAGGUGCGCAUAUGGAUAAUUUGGCAAGCAAAGUCGAGUCUGUUAAGACAAUGUUAAAGGAUAGAAUAGACCUCCGCAUCUGAGUUUGGGUGGAGGACAUGGUCUGGCUGCGACCAGAUCGUCCCAUAUCCUAUCGUCUCCCUUAUACCAAUAUUAAAGUAAUCAAAGAUUGCUAAAAGGGGACUUCUCUCUCACUAUGUUCGAGUGCGGAGGUAUAAAUACCUGUUGACCUCCUGGGCUGAAUCAUGGCUAGAUCGUGUUUCUGUGUGGAACAACGCCACAGUUUAGAACCGAAUCACUGUCUAGAACAACCAUACUCCCUUGCAUUAUUACAAUAUCUCAUACGGAAUCUCACUUCCGCUGGCCUAUAUAUAUGUGCUUAGAAUUACACUCCUUUAGCUAGCA
This is a messenger RNA of Botrytis cinerea B05.10, 2057 nucleotides long. RefSeq lists its product as hypothetical. The coding region runs from base 536 to 1735 and encodes 399 amino acids. The record is from RefSeq and is a predicted model, not a curated record. NCBI's taxonomy places the organism in Eukaryota, Fungi, Ascomycota, Leotiomycetes, Helotiales, Sclerotiniaceae. The transcript has a single exon.